AUGUUGAAGGAGCUCCAGCUGUUCUUGUCACUGGUCCUUCUGAUUGCCUGUGGCUUUCUCUACCGCCUCACCCAGAGGUCUCCCUGUCUCUUCUGCCUGCCUCCCUUCAAGUCCCCAAGAGGGCCAGAAGACCUCCUGAGUGAUGGGCGCAGCAUUGUGUUCAUAGAGACCUCAGAGAGACUGGAGCCGCCCCCGCUGGUCUCCUGUGCUGUGGAGUCUGCGGCCAAAAUCUACCCCAACCUGCCCAUCGCCUUCUUUAUGAAAGGGCUCAGCAAUGCCUCACAGCUGGCUCCUGACCCCAGCCACCCAGCCUUCUCCCUCCUCUCAGCCCUACACAAUGUUUUCUUCUUCCCUUUGGAUAUGAAAAGGCUAUUUGAAGACACACCCCUGUUUUCAUGGUACACUAAAGUCAACAGCAGUACAGAGAGAUACUGGCUCCACGUCAGCUCCGAUGCAUGCCGCCUGGCCAUCAUCUGGAAAUUCGGGGGCAUCUACUUAGACACGGAUGUUAUCUCCAUCAGGCCCAUCCCCCAGGAAAACUUUCUGGCUGCUCAGGCUUCCCGGCACUCCAGCAAUGGGGUUUUUGGGUUCCUCCCUCACCACCCCUUCUUGUGGGGUUGCAUGGAAAACUUCGUUGAACACUACAAUUCACACAUUUGGGGCAACCAAGGUCCUCAUUUGAUGACGAGGAUGUUGAGGGUGUGGUGCAGACUGGGAGAUUUCCAAGAUCUGGGUGACCUCAAGUGUCUGAACAUGUCCUUUCUGCACCCCAAGAGAUUUUACCCCAUUCCUUAUCCAGAGUGGAGGCGCUAUUACGAAGUCUGGGACACAGAGCCCAGUUUUAAUGACUCUUAUGCCCUGCAUUUGUGGAACUACAUGAACCAGGGAAAGAGGACUGUGGUGAGAGGAAGCAACACCCUGGUAGAAAACCUUUAUCGUAAGCACUGUCCCAGGACCUACAGGAACCUGAUUCAAAGCCCAGAAGAAUCAGCGACCAGGGAGCCAGGCCCGAGUACCAGAUAG
Messenger RNA from Jaculus jaculus (lesser Egyptian jerboa), 1023 nucleotides. It is a transcript of the gene A4gnt, whose product is annotated as alpha-1,4-N-acetylglucosaminyltransferase. NCBI's taxonomy places the organism in Eukaryota, Metazoa, Chordata, Mammalia, Rodentia, Dipodidae. The record is from RefSeq and is a predicted model, not a curated record. Gene Ontology annotation, biological process: protein O-linked glycosylation. The transcript has 2 exons. Gene Ontology annotation, molecular function: acetylglucosaminyltransferase activity. The coding region runs from base 1 to 1023 and encodes 340 amino acids.